Molecule: messenger RNA, 5333 nt
Organism: Oreochromis niloticus (Nile tilapia)
Lineage: Eukaryota; Metazoa; Chordata; Actinopteri; Cichliformes; Cichlidae
Product: deleted in malignant brain tumors 1 protein
Exons: 15
Coding region: 91-3972 (1293 amino acids)
Biological process (GO): zymogen activation
Cellular component (GO): plasma membrane
Molecular function (GO): calcium ion binding; serine-type endopeptidase activity
Source: RefSeq, a predicted model, not a curated record
GCCUAUAAAUUCUCAUUCUGACACUCACUGUGAGCUUAAGCGCUGGAUUCUCAGAGUCUCUCCAGGUUUGAGUCGUCGAUGUGAUCAAUAAUGGGAAUGCCUGCUGGACUGUUUUUACUCAUAGUUGUGCAUAUUUUCACAGGAAGCUCUUCAGGGACUCCUGUUACAAGCUGUGAUUCAUGUCAUGAUGAAGCCACCUGCUUGAAGUCACAAGAAAGAGGCGACACCUUCGCCGGCCACGCCCUCUCUUGUGUCUGUAAAGAUGGCUUUGUAGGUGAUGGCCUCACUUGCUAUGACCCAAAAGUUUGCAGUGACUCUUCUUGCUGUGACCGAGGUUACCACUGGUCCUCAGAGAAGGGCUGUGUGGACACUGACGAGUGUUCCCUCUCAAACGUACCGUGCACACCACCUCAGAUUUGUCACAACACACCAGGCUCAUACGAAUGUCUGGAGCCUUCCUCCAAGAGCAGAUCAGCUGUCUCUUCCCAGUCUGUCCAGUUCUCCUGUGGAAACACAGUUUGUCCCUCGGGCAUGGACUGCAUCAACUCCCAAUGUGUGGACCCCUGUCAGAACUACACAACACUGAAUGAUGACUGGCGUUCAGUAAAUAACACAAAUACUCAGGUCCUACACUGUGAUCGAGAUAUAAACUGGCAAGGCUGGUAUCGCCUAUUUCUGGACCAAACCAGUGCUCGUAUUCCAGAGUGGUGUGUGGAAUCAAACAGGUGUGGAACCCAUGCGACCUUGUGGAUAACACAACCUCAUCCCACACGGUCAGGUGAAAUUGUAAAUCGCACUGUGUGCAAUGUUUGGAGUGGCAGCUGCUGCUACUAUCGGUCACAGACCAUUCAUGUCAAACAUUGCUAUGGAAACUACUAUGUCUACAAACUUGUGAAGCCACCCGCAUGCUACUAUGCAUACUGUGCAGAGGUGAACACAACUACACCUGUUCUACCUACCACAACACCAGUGGGAAACAGCACAGCAGUGGAGGGGGAAGUCCGCCUGGUUAAUGGAAACAGUUCCUGCUCUGGCAGGGUGGAGAUCUUCCACAGUGGACAGUGGGGGACAGUGUGUGAUGAUGCCUGGAGCCUGGUGGAUGCUCAGGUGGUGUGCAGACAGCUGGGCUGUGGUACGGUCCUCUCAGCACCAACAAAUGCACAAUUUGGACAGGGCAACGGUCCCAUCUGGUUGGAUGAUGUCACAUGCACAGGCAACGAAUCAAAGCUCUCUGAGUGCCGCCACAGAGGGUUUGGAUCUCAUAACUGUGGCCACUCUGAGGAUGCUGGUGUUGUCUGUGCAGCUCCUUCAUCAGUGAGGCUGGUCAAUGGUGAGAACCGCUGCUCUGGCAGAGUGGAGAUCUUCAAUGAUGGACAGUGGGGCACAGUGUGUGACGAUUCUUGGGACCUGAAUGAUGCCAACGUGGUGUGCAGACAGCUGGGCUGUGGAAGCGCUCGUUCAGCACUGCAAAGUGCAGCUUUUGGACAGGGCAGCGGACCCAUCUGGUUGGACGAUGUAGACUGUGUUGGAGAUGAAUCAUCAAUAACUGACUGCAGACACAACGGGCUUGGAGUCCACAACUGUGGUCAUAGCGAAGACGCCAGCAUCAUCUGUGAAGUCCAACCAGGAAUCAACAGCACUGUUUUUCCAACAACACCAAGGCCACAGAACUUCACCACCACACAUGUGCCCGCUAACAUCUCUACCACAGCACCAGUGGGAAACAGCACAGCAGUCGAGGGCGAGGUCCGCCUGGUUAAUGGAAACAGCUCCUGCUCUGGCAGGGUGGAGAUCUUCCACAGUGGACAGUGGGGGACAGUGUGUGAUGAUAACUGGGGCCUGUCGGAUGCUCAGGUGGUGUGCAGACAGCUGGGCUGUGGCAGGGUCCUCUCAGCACCAACAAAUGCACAAUUUGGACAGGGCAGCGGACCCAUCUGGUUGGAUGAUGUCACAUGCACAGGCAGCGAAUCAAAGCUCUCUGAGUGCCGCCACAGAGGGUUUGGAUCUCAUAACUGUGGCCACUCUGAGGAUGCUGGUGUCGUCUGUGCAGCUGCUUCAUCAGUGAGGCUGGUCAGUGGUGAGAACCGCUGCUCUGGCAGAGUGGAGAUCUUCAAUGAUGGACAGUGGGGCACAGUGUGUGAUGAUUUGUGGGACCUGAAUGAUGCCAACGUGGUGUGCAGACAGCUGGGCUGUGGGAGCGCUCGUUCAGCACUACAAAAUGCAGCUUUUGGACAGGGCAGCGGACCCAUCUGGUUGGAUGAUGUAGACUGUUUUGGAAAUGAAUCAUCAAUAACUGACUGCAGACACAACGGGCUUGGAGUCCACAACUGUGGUCAUGACGAAGAUGCCAGCAUCAUCUGUGAAGUCCAACCAGGAAUCAACAGCACGGGUUUUCCAACAACACCAAGGCCACAGACUUUUAGCACCACACAUGUGCCCACUAACAUCUCUACCACAACAACAGUGGGAAACAGCACAGCAGUAGAGGGCGAGGUCCGUCUGGUUAAUGGAAACAGUUCCUGCUCUGGCAGGGUGGAGAUCUUCCACAGUGGACAGUGGGGGACGGUGUGUGACGAUGCCUGGGGCCUGGUGGAUGCUCAGGUGGUGUGCAGACAGCUGGGCUGUGGUACGGUCCUCUCAGCACCAACAAAUGCACAAUUUGGACAGGGCAACGGUCCCAUCUGGUUGGAUGAUGUCACAUGCACAGGCAACGAAUCAAAACUCUCCGAGUGUCAACACAGAGGGUUUGGAUCGCAUGACUGUAGUCACUCUGAGGAUGCUGGUGUCGUCUGUGAAGUAGCUCCUUCAUCAGUGAGGCUGGUCAACGGUGAGAACCGCUGCUCUGGCAGAGUGGAGGUCUUCAAUGAUGGACAGUGGGGCACAGUGUGUGAUGAUUUGUGGGACCUGAAUGAUGCCAACGUGGUGUGCAGACAGCUGGGCUGUGGAAGCGCUCGUUCAGCACUACAAAAUGCAGCUUUUGGACAGGGCAGCGGACCCAUCUGGUUGGACAACGUAGACUGUGUUGGAAAUGAAUCAUCAAUAACUGACUGCAGACACAACGGGCUUGGAGUCCACAACUGUGGUCAUAAUGAAGAUGCCAGUGUUGUAUGUGAAUUCCAGCAGCCUCCACUCCAGACUUCACAGUUAAUUUGUGGCCGUGAUAAAAUCCAAGUAGGUCUGCAUAUGGGCAGCAUGUCUUCCUCUGGUUUGAACCCCUUCUCGGGCAACCUGGCUUCCAGCAACUGUUCCUGGGUCAGAGUUCGUGAUGAUUUCGUUUGGUAUGAAAUGGAGGCUCGGGCAGGUGCCUGUGGAAAUGUGCUGAGGACCAACAGCACACAUAUCAUCUACUUCAACAGUUUGUUCAUCUACCCUCUGGCUAAUUUGUCCUUCGCUCUUCCUGUGAGUCUUCCCUUCUCCUGUGCUUAUCCCCUGGACACAGACGCCAGCCUGAAUGUAGCUAUCAGGCCAGACCUGUUCACUGGAGGAAUUUCAGGUUCAGGUCCGAAAGCUAGAACCUCCAUGUCUCUAUUCCGCAAUUCCAACUACACUGAGUCUUAUCCACCAGGCCAGGUGUACCUCCCAGUGGGUUCACCUCUGUAUGUGGGCGUCUCUGUGGAGCACACAGACCCAGUUUUGGCAGCUGUUCUGGAGGACUGCUACGCCACUCACUCACCAAACCCUGAUGAUCCCACACAAUAUCCUCUCAUCAAGAACAAGUGUCCCACUGACCGCCAAAAGGUGUCAAUAGUUGAGAGUGGCUCAUCCCUCCGAGCUCGUUUCUCUGCUCUGCUCUUCCUGCUCCAGGGUCAAUACAGAGACAUUUAUCUUCACUGCAGCCUCAGCCUGUGUAACCAGAGGAACUACAACUGUGUACCAUCGUGCACAAGUAGGACACGUCGCUCUGUGUCCAACUCAGCUUCUAUGAAUCCCGUCACCAUUGGACCAAUCACUUUGGACAAGCCAGCUGAGUGAUCUGGAACAUACAAAAACAUCCUGUAGUGUGAUAUUAACUGCCAGAACUCUGUCAGUAGAGAGAUGAUUUAAAUAUAUUAUUCACAAAUAUUUCACACACAUUUUUCAAUAUUUUGUUCAAUUUGGGCUAAGACUUCUUUUUUUCGUCUUCUUCUUCUUCUUUUUUUUUUUUUUUCUUUUUUGUGAGUACAAACUGUCCAAAAAAGGUAUGUUUGUAAAAACUUUACCUUGAUGCUGGAAUGUGAAACCAACUGGGUGAUAAACUGCAAAGCCACCACAAGUAUCACAGUUCACACAGUCUAAUCAGAACCACUAGAUUUCAUUGCAAAGUGUGAAAAUUGCAGAGAAGGUAUUAAUUCAAUUCAAUUUUAUUUAUAUAGUGCCAAAUCAAAACAACGGUUUCCUCAAGAUGCUUUAUAUUGUAAGGUGUAGACCCUACAAUAAUACAAAGAAAACAGACCAAAACCCAACAAUCGUAUGACCCCUAUGGCCAAUCGUGGGAAGGAAAAACACACUUUUAACAGGAAGAAACCUCCAGCAGAACCAGGCUCAGGGAGGGGCGGCCAUCUGCCGCGACAGGUUAGGGUGAUGGCAGGAAGACAGAGUAAAGACACGCCGUGGAAAAGAGCCAGAGAUUAAUAAUUACAAAUAAUUGAAUUCAGAGAGGUCUAUAAACACACGGUGAGUGAAAAAGGUGACUGAACAAGAAACGAAAUGUAUUGUGGGAAUCCCCCAGCAGCCUAAACCUAAUGCAGCAUGAAGAUUCUGGGUCACCCUAUCCAGCCCUAACUAUAUGCUUUAUCAAAAAGUACAGUUUUAAGCCUAAUCUUGAAAGUAGAGAGGGUUUUUUUUCUCUUGAGUCCAAACUGGAAGUUUGUUCCACAGCAGAAGGGCCUGAAAGCUGAAGGCUCUGCCUGCCAUUCUACUUUUAAAUACUCUAGGAACCACAAUAAAGCCUGUAGUCUGAGAGUGAAGUGCUUUAAUAGGGUGAUUCAGUACUAUAAAAUCAUUAUAAUAAGAUGGGGCCCAAUUAUUCUAGACCUUGUGUGUAAGGAGGAGGAUUUUAAAUCUGAUUCUGGAUUUAACAGGAAGCCAGUGAAGAGAAACAAAUAUCGGAGAAAUCCGCUCGCUUUCUAGUCUGUGUCAGCACUCUUGCUGCAGCAUUUUGGAUCAGCUGAAGGUUUUUCAGGGAAUUUUUAGGACAUCCUGAUAAUAAUGAAUGACACUAGUCCAGCCUAGAAGUAAUAAAUGCCACGAUUUCUUCCUUUUGUUUUGGGGGAUAAUCAGCUCGGUGAGCUUGUAACAUCCUAUAAUAUCCAAAAGACAUUCUAUGAUGUAAUUAAAUCCUUUUUUCAAAUUCA